This is a messenger RNA of Anarrhichthys ocellatus (wolf-eel), 1340 nucleotides long. RefSeq names its product F11 receptor, tandem duplicate 1 (gene f11r.1). The record is from RefSeq and is a predicted model, not a curated record. Gene Ontology annotation, biological process: cell adhesion; establishment of endothelial intestinal barrier; intestinal absorption. Gene Ontology annotation, cellular component: bicellular tight junction. Bases 224 to 1132 code for a protein of 302 amino acids. NCBI's taxonomy places the organism in Eukaryota, Metazoa, Chordata, Actinopteri, Perciformes, Anarhichadidae. The transcript has 11 exons.
ACCGGAUUGCCACAGUUUUCUCUCCAUGUGAAUGUGCUUUCUAGCUCUGGUCUAGUGUGCUCUCAAACCUGUCUUUCCACUCUGUCGUCACGAAGGCACCUGAGAGGAUCCUGUUACCGGAAGUCACCGAGCUCGUUGUCACCAGGGGCGGACUCCUUCAGGAGUAAAGUUAAGAAGGGACGUCGUCGUGUAGCAGGAAAAAGAAAGCACCAAACUGGUCAACAUGCUUGUCAGCUGGUUGGUUUCGGUGGCUUUGUUCUUCACCGCAGCGACAGGUGUAAGUGGCUUUACAGUCACCACCAGCAACGCAGAUGUGCGGGUGAAAGAGAAUGACGGGACUGACCUCUCAUGCUCGCAUUCAGCCGACUUCGGUUCAAACGCCAGAGUCGAGUGGAAGUUUAAGAACCUGAAAGGCUCACAGGUGUAUGUGAUUUUUAAUGGGGCACCAACAACGCCAUAUUCCAAACGGGUGACGAUGUACGGUAGUAAUCUGAGAUUCUCCAAAGUGACCCGUGAGGACAACGGAGUGUACGACUGCGAGGUGUCCAGCAGCACCAGUACUAGCCAGUUUGGGGAGGUCAGGGUGAAGAUGACUGUUCUGGUGCCUCCAGCUGUGCCCCUAUCACGGGUCCCCACCUCGGUGACCACGGGCAGGACAACCAAGCUUACCUGCCACGACAGCGUCGGCUCGCCUCCGUCCCAAUACAAGUGGUUCAAAGAUGGCGUCCUCCUGCCCUCUGAACCCAGCAAGAUUGCUGCCUUCAAAAAUGCAACCUACAAGCUAAACACGGAUACCGGCAACCUGGAGUUUACCUCUACAACCAAAAUGGACUCGGGUCAGUACGUCUGUGAGGCGUUCAAUGAUGCUGGUCCUCCUCAGCGCUCUAAAGCCUUGAAGAUGGAAGUCCGUGACGUCAACGUUGGAGGAAUUGUUGCUGGGGUAAUCGUGGCUCUGCUGCUAGUGGCCCUGCUGGUAUUUGGCGUUUGGUAUGCCCACAAGAAAGGAUAUCUGCCCAAGAAGACUGAAAGCAAACCAAAGCCCAGCGUGGUCUACCAGCCCGCAUCCUCACUGUACAGUGGUGGUGACGAUGAAGACGGGGAAUUCAAACAGAAGUCGUCGUUCGUGGUAUAGUCUUCAUCAACGACGGGAGAUCACCUCGCUUUUAAACGUCUCUCGGCAUGGGAUUUUCCUCAAGUCUUUCUUUUGAUUUGCUCCUAAGUUGCAGUUUGUAUAGACCAGUGUGAUUGUUGACCUGAACCGUCUACUUUAGUGUCUCAGAUGCAUUGACGGUUAUGAGCCCUCUUCCAUAUGUCGAUAUUAUUUUAAUGGCAUGAGAUGC